Messenger RNA from Cydia splendana, 2205 nucleotides. RefSeq names its product organic cation transporter protein-like. The transcript has 4 exons. The record is from RefSeq and is a predicted model, not a curated record. Gene Ontology annotation, biological process: transmembrane transport. Gene Ontology annotation, cellular component: membrane. Bases 232 to 1731 code for a protein of 499 amino acids. NCBI's taxonomy places the organism in Eukaryota, Metazoa, Arthropoda, Insecta, Lepidoptera, Tortricidae. Gene Ontology annotation, molecular function: transmembrane transporter activity.
UUCCGUCUCGAUGCUUGAUAACAGUGGGUCGGGCGAAGACGUUUGUUCGCUUAGCUAUUUAUUACGAUCGCGAACCCAUAAUAAAAGUUCACGGUACUUUUCUACACAGUUUAUUUAACACGUGUUCUAGACCAUCGAGGCAUAUGGAAAAACUUUGUUCAAAAAUAUUCAAUUCGACUUUAGUAGAAACAUUAAAAAUAAAUCAUACUUAACAGCCAGUUUCACUGAAAUAUGUCGUUCACCGAAGACCGCAUUGAGCAAAUUAUUGGCAGAUUCGGGAGAUAUCAAGUGUGGAUAUUAUUUCUGGUGACUCUAGGACGGUAUCCCGCUGAAUUCCAGCUAGUGAAUGUGGUGUUUAUAGUUCCUAGCGUCGAGUUCGUGUGUAAAGACGCAGACGCCUUCAAUGUGACCAACCACUGCCCUUGCCAACAACCGGAGUAUGACCAGAGCACCAUAGUCAGCUCGGUGACGACCGAAUGGAACCUUAUAUGCAACAGGAGUCACCUAGCGAGUUUAGCACAGUCUAUACUCCAGAUCGGCAUUCUAGCCGGAAGUUUAGCAUUUGGACACAUUUCAGACAGAUAUGGACGUAAAAUCGCUGUUGUGCUAGCGCUGUUUCUUGAAGCAGUAUUUGUCACACUUUCAGCGUUUGUGACUGAUUACUGGAUGUUCAUGGUCAGUCGGUUCUUGAUCGGCACAGCGCUCGGCGGGACCAUGCUUUGCUGUUUUGUCCUCUUGGUUGAGCUGAGUGGGCGCACGAUGAGACCCUACAUCAUGGGGCUGUGCGAAGUCCCCUACGUGUCAGGCUACGUCGCGCUGCCGAUAAUAGCCUACUUCGUCAGGGAGUGGAGGCCCCUGCAGCUGGUAACGGGAGCGCCUUGGCUGCUCACGCUCGCGUUCUACUGGAUGCUGCCGGAGUCUCCCCGGUGGCUCAUUACCGUGGGAAGGAAGAAGCAAGCCAUCGAACUUCUUACGUAUAUAGCCAAAAAAAACAAUCGCCCGACUGACAAUAUCGAAACCAUUGUAAAUGAAGUUGAGAAGGAAUCAAUGUCGACAAACGAGAACAAACAUGGCAGUUACAUCGAUCUGUUCAAAACGCCAAAGAUCAGAAAAUACACUAUUAUUUCUGCGUUAGUCUGGAUGUGCUGUUCCCACACCUUUUUCGGGAUAAACCAGUACGUGGGUCAUCUUCAGGGUAACCUGUAUGUAAACGUGAUAGUGACGGCCGCCAGCAACGCUCCUGGAGUGAUAAUUGUGGUGAUUGCCACAUUGCACUUCAAGAGGAGAGCGACUCUCAUUGGAAGCUUCGCUAUCGCCGGGGCAUCGUUUGUAGUUUUCGUCUUAGUCCCUAGCCACUUGCAGUGGGUCACUCUAAUGUUUGCUAUCAUCGGCCAAAUGGGUGUUUAUACUGCGUUCAUGCAAAUAUACAUGUAUUCAUCGGAAAUGUUUCCUACAGUAGUGAGAAACUCUGCAUUGGGUUUCUCAUCAGUAUUCGCUAGACUUGGUGGAUUCAUAGCGCCAUAUGUGGUCAAUAUCGGCAUAGAAUGGGCAUCCAUAUUAAUAUUCAGUGCUGCGGCGUUCGGAGCGGCGAUCUUGUGUUGUUUCUUCCCAGAAACUAAAGGAGUUGUUCUGUCGAACGCAAUAGACCAGGUGGAAGACAAAGACAAAAGGUCGUCUGAAAAAAUGUACCUUUCAUCACCAUCACCAGUUUCAAUAAUUGAUCACUCAUAAUUAGCAUGGAACAUUAUCAAGUUAUAACUGAACUUAAUCUCAUAUCAUUCUCUUGUGUGUCACCAAAAUAUAACCUUUGUAGGUAGGUACUUGGACACCCGCAUAUUUCUUCCAAGCUAUUGAAAUCAAUUGUAAAGAAUGAGGCGAUUGUUAUCACGGCAGUGAUACCGAGAAUUGGAAUGAUGCUUGAACUGGUUCUCUGUAGGCCGACGCGACGUUUUGCUUUUAUCACCUAAAGUGUGCAAUCUCAGAAUUUCAGGAUACAAACAGAAUAAGGAUUUCUUUGACGUUAUACAGAGGACACAAAGGAAGCACACAAACACGCGAAUGUGAUAUUUAAUUUUAGAGCAUUUAUAAUAUUAAAAUAUGUACGUAUGUGAUAAUGGAAUGGUUAAUGUAUAUUCCUAAAUAAGUAGGUACAAUCUUUGGCAUAUAAUGAGAAUUCACAGAAUAUAAUUUACCUACACAACUUUU